GCAGUUGACCACCAGGGGGCGACAGCACUUCACGUGGCUGCAGAGAAAGGCAUGAUUGAGGUGUGCUGGCUACUGUUGAAGAGUGCCGGACUCCACAUUUUACACAUGAGAAACCACACUGGCCUCACACCUCUAGACCUCUGUAAUCAAGGGAAUACAUUUAGACAUCAGCAGCUCUCCAGGAUUUUGAUGCAUUUCAGUCAACGACCAAAAGAUCUGAUUCCUAAGGACUCGUAUGUGAUGUACUUCUGGAUGCUGCUGUUACCGUCUCUCAGCGGAGCUGCUGUUCUCAUUAUAGCUGCGGCUCUUGGUGAAUAUGGGGCUAUCUUUUCUGCAGUGCUUUUCCCCUGCAUGGCAAAAGUUAUUCUUUCUCAAUAUCAUAGACUGAGCAGCUUUCAAAGGUUAUCAAACCCUGUUUACCUGGGAACACUGACUGCGGGCCUAAUUCAUUCCAUAGCUUGCUUUCUCUAUAAAAUUUUACCUAGGUUUUGGCCAGCUUAUACCCUCUUAAAUUUUUCACUUGUCCAUUUUUGUGUGCUCGCUGGACUUUUUUGGAAAGUUUUAAACCAGAACCCAGGACGACUCAAAGAAGCUGACACUGAUUCCAAGUUUUCCAGCAUAGGAGACUUAAUAGAAGCUGGAAAGAGCCCAGACAGAUUCUGUAUUUACUGUGAGCUGAUCCAAGUGGACAACUGUAAACACUGCCGUUUGUGUGACAUGUGCAUCCAAGACUACGACCAC
Molecule: messenger RNA, 741 nt
Organism: Sinocyclocheilus anshuiensis
Lineage: Eukaryota; Metazoa; Chordata; Actinopteri; Cypriniformes; Cyprinidae
Product: palmitoyltransferase AKR1-like
Exons: 6
Source: RefSeq, a predicted model, not a curated record